This is a messenger RNA of Morus notabilis, 1634 nucleotides long. RefSeq names its product LAG1 longevity assurance homolog 3. Lineage: Eukaryota; Viridiplantae; Streptophyta; Magnoliopsida; Rosales; Moraceae. Gene Ontology annotation, biological process: ceramide biosynthetic process. Gene Ontology annotation, molecular function: sphingosine N-acyltransferase activity. The coding region runs from base 169 to 1095 and encodes 308 amino acids. Gene Ontology annotation, cellular component: membrane; endoplasmic reticulum. The record is from RefSeq and is a predicted model, not a curated record. The transcript is spliced from 7 exons.
CUCUCUUUCUCUCUCUGUCUGACCAAAGCGCAAGAAGAACUCUCAGAAUAUUUUUUUAGAGAGAGAAACUAGAGAGAGAAAGAGGGGGAUCAGGUCGUAUGAUCUUGCGUAUACACUGGCGUGCCGGUUUGUUUUGGGCGAUCGAUUGGGCACAAGGAAAAUCCGAAGAUGGAUUUGAUCAAGAACGUCAAGUCUCUCGACUGGGAACACGAAUCCGAUCCAGCCUACGAAGAUUUCAUGAUCGUCCCUCUCCUUUCUCUGUUCUUCCCCACAGUUCGAUUCUUUCUCGACAGAUUCGUUUUUGAGAAAUUGGGGAGACGAUUGAUUUUUGGAAGGGGGCAUCAGGCGCAGGAUUUGCAGACGGAAGAGAAAAGGAAAAAGAUUAGAAAAUUUAAGGAGUCAGCUUGGAAAUGGGUUUACUUUCUUUCAGCAGAGCUUCUAGCUCUCUCUGUAACGUAUUAUGAGCCUUGGUUUACUAAUACAAGAAACUUCUGGGUGGGUCCAGGAAAUCAAGUCUGGCCCGACCAGAAAAUAAAGUUGAAAUUGAAGGGAUUGUAUUUGUAUUCUGCUGGAUUCUACGCAUAUUCCAUCUUUGCUUUGAUUUUUUGGGAAACAAGGCGCUCUGACUUUGGGGUGUCAAUGAGUCAUCAUGUUGCAACAUUCAUUCUCCUAGUGCUUUCUUACAUUUUCAGGUUUGCUCGUGUUGGUUCAGUUGUUUUAGCUAUUCAUGACGCCAGUGAUGUGUUUCUUGAGGUUGGGAAGAUGUCUAAAUACAGCGGUGCAGAAGGGGUGGCUAGCUUUGCUUUUAUUCUUUUUGUUAUAUCAUGGGUCAUAUUGCGUCUCAUUUACUAUCCGUUUUGGAUCCUUUGGAGUACAAGUUAUGAAGUUAUUCUUACCUUGGACAAGGAAAAGCACCCAGUAGAGGGACCAAUUUAUUAUUAUGUUUUCAAUUGUCUCCUCUACUCCUUGCUUGUUGUUCACAUUUAUUGGUGGGUGUUGAUGUAUCGAAUGCUUGUCAAGCAAAUCCAAGCAAGAGGCCGCAUUAGUGAAGAUGUUCGAUCUGAUUCCGAAGGUGAAGACGAACACGAAGAUUGAUAAGGAAACAAAAUUCACCGCUAUAACUUUGACAUUGCAAAAGAUAAAGGGCAGCUUACUUCUGAUUUAUGGAGAGGAAAAAAAAAUAAUUUUGGUCAAGAAAUCCCUUUAUAACUGAAGGGUUAUAUUGCUGGCUCAACUUCGAAUUUUGGAGCAGGUUGAUAACGGAUCUCAACUGCUUGAGAAGUUUGAUUCUUGAUCUUAGAUUUUGGAUGUUGUAACCCCAUUGCCUUGGCUUUUUGAGUCUGUUGGCUCGCAAUUGAUUUGUUUCAAGGAUGUUAAUAUUAGCUUGAAAUAGUUUUACUUGGACUAGAAUAGUCGAUUCGGCAGGUCUCGAAAUUUUGCACAUGAAUUCAAUCAUUCUUUUCCCCGAUAGCGUUGUUGUAACCGGAAAUUUUCUUGUCUUUAUAGUUUUCUUUUGUAUCCAUGAUUGAACAGAUGUUCUUUGGAUUGAUUGUUGAUUCAUUACAAGUGCAAGCUAGCAAUACUGAGGUUUAUGAGUCUUUUGUGUAGGGAUGCUUCCCCAUCCCCGCCCCUAU